Molecule: messenger RNA, 2109 nt
Organism: Dibothriocephalus latus
Lineage: Eukaryota; Metazoa; Platyhelminthes; Cestoda; Diphyllobothriidea; Diphyllobothriidae
Source: the annotation of a GenBank genome assembly
AUGUCUGAUGAAAGCAGUGACGAGUACUUUGCCAGUGCUGAUGAGGGGUCAGUUAACGAAGAAGAUGAAAUUGGGCAGUCCCAUGCAACACAGUGUGCGUUGAAGACUCCUCUACCAGGAAGCGAAGCUUGUGGAGGAAAAUUGGAAGCAACCUCCAAAGCGCCUACUGUGUUGGAUGAACAUUCAAAAUCAGGCUUUCCUUUACCGGUAGACGAGGCCUCCUGUGAUUUGGCCACCUCCUCCGUGGCUCCUUUAGUAAAACUGCGGUCAACGCCGCCUCAAAAACUUACUGAAUCAAUUUCAGUUGAACCAAAGCAUACCGAGCAGAAGUCAUCUGUCGCGUCAGCUCCCGUUACUGACUUAAUCUCUCGAGACAAUGUCACAGAGACAUUGCAACCGACAGCACCAUCCACUAAAUUGCACACUUCCGAAGGCCCAGUGGUCGAAGAUCCGAUUACUGAACUUGUUAAAGCGCUUGAUGCGUCGCCAAUCCCCUGCGCGUCUGAGCCUCUUCAUGUUGCUCCAGAGUCUGUCGUUGCUACUGAUGGGUCCUCGCCUACUCACUCCUCCUGUCAGCAAGAAUGCACGCAGAGUCACUUCGGCGCACCGCCAAAAACUACAUCAACGAGUUUGAAUGAGCACAGUCAUAGGUCCGAAUGGCAUGGAACUGGUGGAUUAAACCAACCAGAGCCAUCCUACCCCACUACUGGAAAUGAAAGAACCCACAUGACAUCCGCAAAUUUACUCGAAUCAGAAGAAGUCAACGCCUGGGAUGAUGAUAGCUGGGGUGAGGCCGAAAAGAUUGAGGCUGUUCGAGAAUCGUCUGAAGAACCAGGACCGCAUCUUAGUGUCGUUACUGAUUGUACGUUUUCUUCUUCCGGCGUCCCGACUCACCCCGGGAAAAUAAAACCUUCGGUUGAUAGGUUACGCCAAGAAUCUGCGACAAGGUCAGUCACGCAAAUACCUGAGGCAGAUCUAAUUGGGAUGCUUGACCAAGAGUCUUCUAGCGCAGGUGAAUUGAAGACAGCAGCACACUCUUUCCCUUCGAUCCAAGAGGUUUCUGCCUCAAGAGCUCAGCCAGUUCCUUUGGCGGUGGAUACCAAAGAACAAAACCGAGUGACACAUCCUACCGGCGAUCCUGCACCUGAACAAAUCGCCCUUGAUGCAUUGAGUUUAAACAGUAAAUGUGAAGCUGAGUGCGUCGAACAGUCGGUACAACCAUGUAAAAUUGCAGUAGCGGGCAAGCAUGAUCUCGAGACAGAGUCAGAGUCCACAAUUAACGUCGUACACAAGACCUCCUCAGCGAGUCAGGCAUCGGUCGAAGCGGAAGGUUGGGACUUGACCUGUGUUUCUGCUCUGCCCUCGCUACCGCAAACCUCCAAUUCUUCUUCUGGCAGAAAAGACAAAACUGAAUCAAACUAUUCUGUUGCAUUCAAACAGAUGCCAAACGACUGGGAGGCUGCUUGGAUUAACGAGGAGGAGGAGGAAGAAGAAGAAGAUGUAAUCAAGGCACCGCCUAACCUAGCCACACCCAGUCAAAAGAAGGAUACGCCCCCAGAACAAUGCGGAGGCGGGACUAGGUCCGAAGAAACCAAUGACGAUUGGGAUUUCGAUGAAUGGGAUUGCGCAGAUAAGACGCCAGCAGUAGCUGCUGCGAAGGUCACACCCAAGCCACCUACUCAGUCAGAAAUCGCUCAGAAAACUACUGACAGUUCCGGAGACGUUCCCAUCCUACCCGACUAUCUUUCAACGGCCGCCACUUCCCUGGUCAAAACUGUUGGCGGGGGAUUAGCUAGUUUUGUUGAUAACUUCAGUCUCUCCAAUCUGUCAUCCACAUUGGCGGCCUUUGAUGGAGCCCCUCCGUCUACCCAACAGCCUCCGUGUACCGACUCUCCCCGAAAUGAUGUCAAACCCCAAGAUGAAGCAGAGCCAAAGGAACCUGUGUUUCGCGGUCCCGCUGAAACAGAAACAAAAGUUGCAGUCGACGAUGGUGUAUGGGGUUUAGGUGGAAUGUCCUGGACCUCUUUUGCAAAGUCAUUUUCCUCGACUGUAGAGAAUACGGUCAGUUUUGCGUUCCAUAGUUGUUUCCUCACUUGCAUUUCCUUUUGA